AUGAAGGUUGCGAGAUUUCAACACGAACUUAACUACCUUCGACAAGAAUUGCAAGGCUAUUAUUCUCUACAGCUGAAAGGGUUUACUGCCAUACCAGCCUUCUACGGCUAUGUCUACGAAGAAAAUCAGUCCAGGGUGAUAGGCUCUCUGAUGGAGUAUCUCUGCGGUCACCCUGCUGGUCCCGCUGAUUGGGAAGAAUGUCGAGAGCUACUCCAAGGUAUACACCGCAUCGGUUUUAUUCAUGAGGAUAUCAAUCGGUACAAUUGGCUGAAGACAGCAAGCGGUAUGUAA
Molecule: messenger RNA, 291 nt
Organism: Exophiala xenobiotica
Lineage: Eukaryota; Fungi; Ascomycota; Eurotiomycetes; Chaetothyriales; Herpotrichiellaceae
Exons: 1
Coding region: 1-291 (96 amino acids)
Source: RefSeq, a predicted model, not a curated record